This is a messenger RNA of Vanderwaltozyma polyspora DSM 70294, 1509 nucleotides long. Its product is annotated as UTP--glucose-1-phosphate uridylyltransferase. Gene Ontology annotation, molecular function: UTP:glucose-1-phosphate uridylyltransferase activity. The transcript has a single exon. The record is from RefSeq and is a predicted model, not a curated record. NCBI's taxonomy places the organism in Eukaryota, Fungi, Ascomycota, Saccharomycetes, Saccharomycetales, Saccharomycetaceae. The coding region runs from base 1 to 1509 and encodes 502 amino acids. Gene Ontology annotation, cellular component: cytoplasm. Gene Ontology annotation, biological process: glycogen metabolic process; UDP-alpha-D-glucose metabolic process.
AUGGCCACUACUGCUCCAAAGAAACAUAUCAAGACUCAUUCUACUUAUGCUUUUGAAAGCAAUACCAGCAAUGUUGCUGCUUCUCAGAUGAGAAACGUUUUGAAUAAAUUGGCUGACAAAGUUGAUGUUAGUGAUCCUUCUCAUGUUAGAUUCGAAAAUGAAUUGGAUUCCUUCUUCAGUUUAUUUAGAAGAUAUUUAGUCGAGAAGUCCUCUGGUAACACUUUGGAUUGGGAUAAGAUUAAAUCUCCAAACCCAGAAGAAGUUGUGGAUUACAAAGUAAUUGAACAACAACCAGAAAAUGUAUCCAACUUAUCUAAAUUAGCAGUUUUGAAGUUAAACGGUGGUUUAGGUACUUCAAUGGGUUGUGUUGGUCCAAAAUCCGUUAUCGAAGUUAGAGAUGGUAACACUUUCUUAGAUUUGUCUGUUCGUCAAAUUGAAUAUUUGAACAGACAAUAUGACAGUGAUGUCCCAUUGCUAUUAAUGAACUCUUUCAACACAGACAAAGACACAGAACAUUUGAUUAAGAAAUAUUCUGCCAACAGAAUCAGAAUUAGAUCUUUCAACCAAUCUAGAUUCCCAAGAGUUUACAAAGAUUCUUUAUUGCCUGUUCCAACUGAUUACAACGAUUCUUUGGAUUCAUGGUACCCACCAGGUCACGGUGAUUUAUUCGAAUCUUUAUAUGCCUCUGGUGAAUUAGAUGCCUUAAUCUCCCAAGGUAGAGAAAUCUUAUUCGUUUCCAAUGGUGAUAACUUAGGUGCUACCGUUGACUUGAAGAUUUUGAACCAUAUGAUCGAAACCGAUGCUGAAUAUAUUAUGGAAUUGACCGACAAAACAAGAGCUGAUGUUAAGGGUGGUACUCUAAUCUCCUACGAUGGUCAAGUACGUUUAUUAGAAGUUGCUCAAGUUCCAAAGGAACACAUUGAUGAUUUCAAGAACAUUAGAAAAUUCAAGAACUUCAAUACUAAUAAUUUAUGGAUCAACUUGAAGGCUGUUAAGAGAUUAGUCGAAUCGAGUGCUUUAGCUAUGGAAAUUAUUCCAAAUGAAAAAACUAUCUCAAGAAAGGGUAUGGAUGUUACCGUAUUACAAUUAGAAACUGCAUGUGGUGCUGCCAUCAGACAUUUCGGCGGUGCCCACGGUGUUGUGGUCCCAAGAUCCAGAUUCUUGCCAGUCAAGACAUGUUCGGAUUUGUUAAUGGUUAAAUCAGAUUUGUUCUACUUACAGCAUGGUGCCUUGAAGUUGGAUCCAACCAGAUUUGGUCCAAAUCCAUUGAUCAAGUUGGGCUCCCAUUUCAAGAAAGUAUCUGGUUUCAAUGCCAGAAUCUCUCACAUUCCAAAAUUAUUAGAAUUAGAUCAUCUAACAAUUACAGGUAAUGUCUUUUUAGGUAAAAACGUUACAUUAAAAGGUACUGUCAUUAUUGUUUGUUCUGAUGGCCAAAAGAUUGACAUUCCAAAUGGAUCAGUCUUAGAAAAUGUUGUCAUCACUGGUAACUUGCAAAUUUUGGAACAUUGA